This is a messenger RNA of Nymphalis io (European peacock), 812 nucleotides long. RefSeq lists its product as uncharacterized. Gene Ontology annotation, molecular function: odorant binding. The record is from RefSeq and is a predicted model, not a curated record. The coding region runs from base 92 to 700 and encodes 202 amino acids. The transcript is spliced from 3 exons. NCBI's taxonomy places the organism in Eukaryota, Metazoa, Arthropoda, Insecta, Lepidoptera, Nymphalidae.
AAUAGCCAAUUAAGCACACAUAACAAUCUUAAAGAAAUUAUUUGUUAACUAAAUCGAAUAAAUAACGGUUCUGUUAAGGUAAUACUAAAAAAUGUUAUCCUUUGUUUUCAUUUUAAUAACAAUUUUUCAAACAGUUAUGAACGAAAAAAGUCAGAAUAAUGAAGAAUUGUUAGGGAUGGACACUAAGCAUAUAAAAAUCGACAAAGACACAAUUAUAACGAAAAACAUGAUCGUACAAAAGAAAAAUCGUGUAAAAAGUGUGAACACACACAAUCACGGAAGUGUCGAGCCGGAUUGGUCAUACAGUUCGUUUCCUAAAGAAGUCAAGAGUCACGUUGAGCAGUUUAAAACGAAUAUGUCCGAAUGCCUAAAGGAAGUUCAGAAGAACGAUAAAAGACCAAUAAAACGUCUUUCACCUGCGAAAGAGUCACCUGUACACGGCGAAUGUCUAAUUGCGUGUGUUUUAAAACGUAACGGUGUUAUUGAAAACGGAAAAAUCCACAAAGAUAAUUUACUUUCAUUGGUGCGUAAAUUUUAUGAAAAAGAUGAUAAAUUGAUGAAAAAAUUAGAAAAAAACUUAGAUCGCUGUAUUGAAACAAGCGUAAAGAUUAAAAACGACUGUGCAAUGGCAUCACAUCUAAAUGACUGUACGAAUGACCUCAUGAUGAAUAAUAAACAUAAAAUUAUUGUAAACUAUUAAUUAUAUUAAAAAUAAAAUGUCAAAAUAUGCUUACUGAUAACAAGUAUUAUAAGUAUAAUAAAAAAAAUAAUUAUUUAAUUGAAAGAAUUUUACCUAUAUAUUUAAAAAAAAA